Parathielavia appendiculata is the source of this 966-nucleotide messenger RNA. Its product is annotated as Aldo/keto reductase-like protein. Lineage: Eukaryota; Fungi; Ascomycota; Sordariomycetes; Sordariales; Chaetomiaceae. Gene Ontology annotation, molecular function: D-xylose reductase (NADPH) activity. Bases 1 to 966 code for a protein of 321 amino acids. Gene Ontology annotation, cellular component: cytosol. The transcript is spliced from 3 exons. The record is from RefSeq and is a predicted model, not a curated record. Gene Ontology annotation, biological process: D-xylose catabolic process.
AUGGCUAGCAUCAAGCUCAACAGCGGCUAUGAUAUGCCCCAGGUGGGCUUCGGCCUCUGGAAGGUCCCCAACGACGUUUGCGCCGAGGUCGUUUACAAUGCCAUCAAGACUGGCUACCGCCUGUUCGACGGUGCUUGCGACUACGGCAACGAGGUCGAGUGCGGCCAGGGUGUCGCCCGCGCCAUCAAGGAGGGCAUCGUGAAGCGCGAGGAGCUCUUCAUCGUUUCCAAGCUGUGGAACACCUUCCACGACGGCGACCGCGUCGAGCCCAUCGUCAAGAAGCAGCUGGCUGACUGGGGCCUUGACUACUUCGACCUGUACCUCAUCCACUUCCCCGUCGCCCUCGAGUAUGUCGACCCUUCGGUCCGCUACCCCCCUGGCUGGCACUAUGACGGCAAGUCCGAGAUCAGGCCCAGCAAGGCCACCAUCCAGGAGACCUGGACCGCCAUGGAGUCGCUUGUCGAGAAGGGCCUCGCCAAGAGCAUCGGUAUCUCCAACUUCCAGGCCCAGCUGAUCUACGACCUCCUCCGGUACGCCAAGAUUCGCCCGGCCACUCUCCAGAUCGAGCACCACCCCUACCUCGUCCAGCAGGAGCUGCUCAACCUCGCCAAGCGUGAGGGCAUUGCCGUCACCGCCUACAGCUCCUUCGGUCCCGCCAGCUUCGAGGAGUUCAAGAUGAAACAUGCCGCCAACCUCACCUCUCUCAUCGAGGACAAGACCAUCAAGGCUAUCGCUGCCAAGUACAACAAGACGCCCGGGCAGGUCCUGCUCCGCUGGGCUUCCCAGCGUGGCCUGGCGAUCAUCCCCAAGAGCAACUCGCCUGCGCGGAUGAAGGAAAACUUCGAGAGCAGCAACUUCGACCUCUCCGAGGAGGACAUCAAUACCAUCAGCUCCUUCGACCGCGGCCUCCGCUUCAACCAGCCUUCCAACUACUUCCCCACCGAGUUGCUCUGGAUCUUUGGCUAA